This is a messenger RNA of Schistocerca piceifrons (Central American locust), 5061 nucleotides long. Its product is annotated as ferredoxin-fold anticodon-binding domain-containing protein 1-like. The record is from RefSeq and is a predicted model, not a curated record. Gene Ontology annotation, biological process: rRNA base methylation. Gene Ontology annotation, cellular component: cytoplasm. The transcript has 2 exons. The annotation marks the transcript as partial. Gene Ontology annotation, molecular function: rRNA (uridine-N3-)-methyltransferase activity. NCBI's taxonomy places the organism in Eukaryota, Metazoa, Arthropoda, Insecta, Orthoptera, Acrididae.
GUAUCAGUUGUGGAGGAGAAUGCACAACAAUUAAAAGGUGUGCGAGUUUUAUUUGGUGUAGAUGCUACAAAAUUAACUGAGCACCCAGUAUUAAAAAAUGAAAGCUUUUCUAAGAUCGUGUUUAAUUUUCCACAUGUUGGAGGUAAAAUGAAGAUAAAUUUAAACAGGGAACUGCUGCGUCAGUUUUCUGUGAGUGCCUGUCACUUACUAGAUACAAAUGGUCAACUGCUGAUAUCACUCUGCAAAGGUCAAGGUGGAACCAGUGCUGAAAAAGAAAUUCGACGUUGGGAUGAUACAUGGAAAGUUGUUGAAAUGGUUGCUGAUGGAAAUUUGGUUUUGACAGCAGUUGAGCCAUUUGAUGGAGACAGUUACCCUAACUACAAGAGUGCAGGCUAUCGGGGUACAGAUAAGAGUUUUCAUACUGAUGGAGCACUUGUUCACAUAUUUUGUAAAAGACAACCUCUAUUUCCUUCAGUGGAAGUUUCAGUUCUGCAAGAAAGUUUAGAGCAGUGUAGUAUUAAAAUUCCAUCUGGAGAAAUAUUGUGCCCAAAAUAUUACUUUCAGAAAUAUAUUCAAACACCUGUAAACAAUGUUGCAUUGUUUUUCCAAAAUAGUUUGAAAACCUUUAUUGAACAUAGUGAAAAGAGUGUAAGAAGUGUCCAGGAAAGUGAAGUGCCCUUGUUUGAUCCAAGAUGUUUAUCGGAUAGUAGUGCAGACAAAGUAUUGAUAUGUCCCUUGCGCCAUUCAUUGUUGGACAUUAUUAGUGUUCCGUUGCAUCUCUGGUGGAUGUGUCAUGAAAAUUACCUUCUGUACAGUGGGAUGGUAUUCCAUGAUUUGGGAUCUGACUUCUCACAAGCUCCUGUUUCAAAUCAAAUAAUGCUUUUUGGUUACAAUUCACAUGAUAUUUUAAGAGCCUAUCUUGAAAAUUUACUGCAAAAUAAUAUUGGUGACCAUUUUUACUUAAAAGCUUCAUCGAUUGUGAACAGCAGCCCAGUGUUGCAGUACAAAAGUAUGGACUGCCCUACUUUUAUUGAAAAUACAAAUUUUGAAGUAAAAUUAACAAACAUUUUGUUGCUGUCUAAAGAUUGUGAAAUUAUGAGAGAUUCAACGAAUACUGUGUUGCAGCACUACACUGUAGAUGGAUCAAUCAAAAAUGAAGAAAUACACACUGAAUUCUGUUUAAUGUAUCCUGAUACACUAUCAGAAAUAUUGUUUCAUACAUCUUGGAGACAUUUAUAUGCCAGUGAAACUUGUUUAAAAGUUGGGUACAAAAACAGUCAUGUAAAAUUUAGCAGUCUAUAUGGCUUAAAAUAUUCUUUUGAUAUUUGCUUUUCACAGAGUCCUUUGUAUAGCCAUAAAAAGCUUUACAGUAUUCUUUGGCAACUAGUUGGUGAUAUUGUAACUGAUGUCCAGUUAUUAAACACAUAUGAAUCUCCAAAAGGCUGGACUUCACACUGUUUCAGAAUAGAAUAUCAGUCAUUUGAUAAAGCCUUAAGCAGGAAGAAAGCCAUUGAUAUCCAUCAGAAUGUAGUUGGUAAAAUGUUGUCACAUUGUUUACAAGUUACAAUACAUUAGCAUUGUGUUGCUAUCAGUAGGUUCUCUUACACUGAGACCCUCUAAUGCAUAGAUUCCCACAGUAGUUUAUAAAAAGGAUGGCAGAUUCUAAACGAAAAUAACUUAAUGUGUGGGUGAGCAACAUUAAAUAGCAUGAGAAUCCACAGAAUUUAUACGUGAAAAAUUCAAGAGCAGGGCAAGAGAUAUCCUUCAGUGAGGACAGAAGAAAUAAAUGAAAGAAAAAAGGAAAAAUAUGAAAUAAAUGAUUUGAAAGGACAGAGCAAAUAUUGUCAAGAAGAUAUGAGAGGAUUGGUCAUUUACAGUGAGGGAGCAUCAGAUAAAGUCCUUGUCCUCCAGACCCAACAGGUUAGAGAGGUAAGGAGCUGGGUGAUUGAUAUGACAGUAUGCAGUGACUAAUAUGAAAGCACAUGACAAGAACAGAGAAAGUUGUUGUACGCCAAGAUUAUAGAGAUGUAAUUUCAAAGCCUUGGUAUCGGUGCCAAGGUCAGCAACAGAGUUCCUGAAACGCCAUUGAAUUUGGGGAUUUUGUGUUAAUGAUGUAGGAGAUUUAUCUUUACUCAUUGAGAUACUGCAGAAGAGUGGAAGCUGCAUGUGUAAGUUAUAAGUCAGAAAUAUCCGUCACAGAUGCGUAUCUUUCGGCAUUAUAUUUUAGCACUGAUUAGGAUGUUUAGUGAAAAAUUGAAACCUCACAAUUGAAAAAAUGUUCACAGUGAGUACUAUGGCUAAUGACCAGUCACAGCUCUUUUAAGUUGAAAUGUCAAAGUUGAUGCGAAUUGUGGGAAAUUAAUCCUUAGACAUACUUUGCAAAGGAGGCUUAAUAGGGUUUUCAAAGCAGAGUGCAAGAUAGACUAUGCUAGAUCAAAGCAAGAUCUGAGUUUUGGAAGCUAGAUUAAGAAUAAGCUGUGAAAAUUUUCAGAUGAGUGUUAAAGAAAUGGUUCUCAGGAUGAGAGUUUACAUAAGUUCUCUGCAUGAAGCUUUCUUGUUCACCAUUUAUAAGAUUGCAAGGAGGCAGAAUGGCUGACAGUUAUUUACCUUUGGGAGAUAAAAUUCUAUGUACUGCUGAUAGACAAUCAUAAGUACAAAAAAACUAUUGUAGGUACCCUUCCUCAGAUAGGAAAGGGAACAGAUUGGGGGAGGCUAGAGAGAAGGGAACGUCACUCAAAAUCCAGCAUGAGUGUCACUCAACUGCUGUGAGAAUGAAGGGAGUGCAAACACUGCACUGCCUUAGUAACUGCCGAAGAGUGAGCACAGUGACAGUCAUGUAGAACUUUAUUUUAACUUUCUAAAUCAUUGUUAAAAAGCUAUUGCAGUAGAGAUGUCAAAGCUCCCAGAGCUCUUAAGACAGCAGAAGAAACAUUUUUCUAUCCUGCUUUAUUAUUGUCAUUUAACAGAAAUGUUUGGUACACUUUGACUAUCGUAUUCUGACAGUUUUUAGUGCCUUUCUGUGCAGUAGUUACAUAUGAGUUAUCUUUCUUAGUAAUCUGCCUUACAGCACCUCCUCCCACUUUUUAAAGGCAUAUUUUAUGAGCUUUUCUGUCACUCCAACAACUCUGUCAUUACAGACAUUUCCUAAUAGCUAAAUUAAAACUGUAUAUGGACCACAUUCAGCCUAGGUUCUUCACCUUUCGUUAACAACUUACCUCCAUACCAACCAACCAAAUUAAGCGUAUCUCAAUAUCAAUACUUAAAAGUUUCAUUUAUUAUAUCUAUCUUCAUUUUCAAACUCCAUGGGUGCUACCCUGCAUGUCUUCUUGUUGUUUAAUAGUGACUUUUAUUAAAACUCAGUGAGCUGUAUCUUUCUCUGAUAUAUAUCAUUCUGACCUUGUACUGUGACUGAACAUAAAAGCACACCACACCUUCUCAGCACUGAGAAUACUUGUAACAACGAAAAUGACUCCUUUUAAAUAGUUACUUUUGUUGUAUUGAUUGAUCCGUUACAUAAGAAAAGAGAUAACAAUAUUAUCCCACUUUAAGAAAUGUUCAACUAAACCAUUUUAAAUUGAUCCUAAGAGAGAUACACUGUAUUCAACUUUUUUCUAAAUUAAUAACCCAUUUUGUUUGUUUCUUUAUCUUCUGGAUGUAAAGUUUCAUUUGUAUAUUGUAAAAGUUAUUAUGUGUGUUGCCCACUAACAAAAUCAGUAUCACAAUAAACAGUUGAUUUUUUUCCCCACAUAAUUUUUUAUAUAUGUAGAGUUGAUGCUGGUUGCCAUGUCAACUCUCUGAAAUGACCUUGCCCUUUGUGUUUGACAUGCUCAAUGUCCGGCUGUGAUGGUCUUUCCACUCAAAGGUAAAGCAUGAUUGUUGGAUUCCCUCUCUAGCUUAGGCAAGCAAUUAUCGUCCCUGAAACCUCCAUAAAAUGACAAACCUUUUAAUUAUUAACAUAACCACAAAGAAAACUGUGUGUCAAACAUCUCCCCCUAAGACUUAUCUCUCUAUUAUUUCUGAUCAGUUGAUUCAUCUACCUUAUUGAAGAAGAAAAGAAAUUUCUUUGUCUUGAUGAGUUUUGUUGACAUGGAACAUUUAAUCCUGAUGUCAAUGACUUGUACUUUUCAUGGUUUUUUUCCAACGUGGACUUUCCAUUGUUUGAUUAAUCCUGAUGUUAGACAUAUGCUUUACGUGCCAAUGAUGAAUGCUAUGCACAGAAAGUAGAUCAAGAAAUAAUUUUAAAAAAGUAUUCCUACUACUAUACGGUAUUUAAAUGGAAGAAAAUUUCUGUAAAUCUAAUACAGUUUAUAAACGGGAAAAAUGAUUUUGCCAAUAAAUAUGUAUGCUGCAGUUUGGAGGAAUUUACAACUGUUAAAAUGUGUGCUACAUUUGCUGAAGAGGGUACAAUAGUGGCAUAUAAAUAGCAUCUGCAAAUAAGACUGUCGAUUGUGCUAAGUGCUAAUGAUGUCUCAUAGCCCUUGUUUUACCUUUUAUGCCUCGUUAUUUUAUGGUAAUGUGUGCUUUCCUCAUGGUAGUCUAGGAUUUUUUUAUGAAAACUGUAAUAUUUUGGGAUGAAAACCAAAUUAAUAAAUUUAUAUUUGUUAUAGUGCUAAAUAUUUCUGAAUAUACUUUCCCAUGUAUGAACAAUAGAGUAAUCUUUUAGUUUGGUAAUUAACUGAAUUUGUACUCUGCAAUUAGUAUACCACAUUAUUAAAUAGGAAAAUUUACUUUCUGUUUACUGUAGUUUAUUUUAAUUGUUUUAUGUAUGCUGCAGAUUUCUUAAUUUUUUGGUGUUGUUUACCCCCAUAAAGUUUCCCCUGUAGCUGAACAUGGAGAAAGCAUACAACUAAAGAACUGUUGAGGCAUGGGCACUUCCUUGCAAUGCUGUUUUUUUUUACUCUAAGCACUGUUUGCUUUACUGGUUUUUUUAUUUAUUUUUUGCAUUGAAGUGUGUUACAUGUGUCUAUACAUAAAUAGGAUGAAAAAGAAAUAAAGAAUUCACUGCUUUAAAAUGCAUGUACAGUUAUGUAUACUUAAUUGUUAAUUUUGAUUUACUGUUUA